AAAAUAAUGCACGUGGUAAGCUGUCACGUUUGAAGUUUACUUUAAAAAAGCUGACAUUUGUUUGUUGUUUAGAAAACAAGUAAAGAGUUUUUGAUUGUUAUUGCAUAAAGUUAAAAAAUAUUCUUUUAUAUUUUAAAAUGAAUAAUGAUGAAGAAAUGGAAAUUGUUGAACCAGAAUGUGGGGACGACGAGAUGGUAGACAGUGACGACGAUAGUGAAAACGAUAAUUCAAUUGAAAAGUCUGGUAAAAAAAAGGAAGUUUAUUUACCGGGGAAAAAACCACUCCAAGAAAACGAAGAGCUAGUUUGUGAUGAAUCAGCUUAUAUAAUGCUGCAUCAAGCACAUACUGGGGCACCAUGUUUAAGCUUUGAUAUAAUUAGAGACGAAUUGAACUCUUCAGGCGACAGAUUUCCUAUGACAAGUUAUAUGGUUGCGGGAACACAAGCAGCACGUGCUCAUGUCAACAAUGUAAUUGUAAUGAAAAUGUAUAAUUUACAUCGUACCAGUAAAGAAGAUGAAGAUGAUGAAGUGAGUGACGAUGAUGAUGUUGAAGAAGAAGAUAACGAUUUGGAGAGUGAGGAAAAAAAGCCAAAAAUGUCAUGUGCACUAAUUAAACAUCAAGGCUGUGUGAAUAGAAUUCGAACUACUAAGCUAGGUAAUGCUACUCUUGCAGCAAGUUGGAGCGAACUGGGUCGUGUAAAUAUUUGGAAUUUAAAUGAACAACUAGUGGCUAUAGAGGACGAAGCAAUCCUUAAGAAAUAUGAAAAAAAUCAAGCUACAGAGCCGUCGAAACCAGUUUUUACAUUUAGCGGGCAUCAACAAGAAGGUUUUGCAGUUGACUGGAGUCCAGUUGUAGAAGGAUUUUUAGCUACAGGCGAUUGUCGCCGUGAUAUACAUAUAUGGCAGCCUGUUGAAGGUAGUAGUUGGAGAGUUGAUCAACGCCCUUUAAUUGGACAUACAGAAUCCGUUGAGGACAUACAGUGGAGUCCUAAUGAGAGAAGUGUAAUGGCGUCUUGUUCAGUAGAUAAAAGUAUAAGAAUAUGGGAUAUUAGAGCACCGCCGCAAAAAGCUUGUAUGUUAACUGCGGAAAACUCACAUGAGACUGAUAUUAAUGUAAUUUCGUGGAACAAAAAUGAACCAUUCAUUGUUAGUGGUGGUGAUGAUGGAUUUUUGCAUAUAUGGGAUUUGAGGCAGUUUCAAACGCAAAAACCUGUAGCGACUUUUAAACACCAUACAGGUCAUGUAACGACAGUAGAAUGGCAUCCACGCGAUUCAACUGUGUUCGCGUCUGGUGGCUCAGACGAUCAAAUUGCGUUAUGGGAUUUAGCUGUAGAAAAAGAUGAAGAUGAAGAUGAAGUGUGUAGUACUUCAAACAACCAGGAUGAGUUAAAAAAUUUGCCACCGCAGCUGCUAUUUAUACAUCAAGGGCAGCAGGAUAUUAAGGAAUUGCAUUGGCAUCCUCAAUUGACUGGUGUGAUUCUUUCAACUGCUAACAGUGGUUUUAAUAUUUUUAGAACUAUAAGUGUAUAAAUAAUAGUUAUUGAAUAUAUAUUUUUCAAUAAUUAAAUAUGGUUUUUGAUCGGAAAGUAAUCAAAAAUCGAUACGAUACAUAUAAACAUGCUUAGGUGCAAAAUUAUGCGAGUGUACAAUACGUAGCGAAUUAUUUGGAUGUAUGAUAUUGGUGUGUGUUUUGUAUCAUCAUUUGAUUACUUUUUGUUUAUUAUAUUGUUUUUAUAAGUGUUUCAAUAUAUCGAUUAACACACGAA
Messenger RNA from Condylostylus longicornis, 1765 nucleotides. RefSeq names its product glutamate-rich WD repeat-containing protein 1. The coding region runs from base 138 to 1529 and encodes 463 amino acids. Lineage: Eukaryota; Metazoa; Arthropoda; Insecta; Diptera; Dolichopodidae. The transcript has 3 exons. Gene Ontology annotation, molecular function: protein binding. The record is from RefSeq and is a predicted model, not a curated record.